GCGAGGCUCGAGCUGGCCUCGCCGCGAGCAUGAGCGCGCCCAUGGACACCGCCGGGGCGGACGCCAUGGACCCGGCCGCGCUCCACGCGGCGCUCGCGCGCUUCGACGCGGCCUGCGCCAAGGUCGAGGGCGCCCUCGAGGAGCUCGGCGGCGGCCCGAGCGGCGACGCCUACAAGCGGGCCUGCACGACGGGCGUGCGCGCCUUCAUGGACGUCAAGGAGGCGUCGCGCAAGUCCUACCUCGAGAUCUCGAAGAUCCAGGCCGUCGUCGGCGAGCGGCGCAAGGUGCUCGACGACCAGCACCUGCAGCUGCAGAACUUCCAGUACCGCGAGUUCCGCCUGAGCGAGGAGGUCAAGCUCUGCCGCGAAUUCACGUGCGGCCAGCUCGAGCGCAUCGAGGCCGACGAGGGCGCGUCCAUGGCGCGGUUCCUCGGCGGCGGCGCCGUCGACGGCGCGGAGCACGCCGAGCGGCUCGGCCUGCUCCAGGCGGAGCUCGAGGCGCGGCGGCGGCUCCUCGCGGAGCGGGAAGGCCUGGAGACGACGCGCGCGACGAUGGAGGCCGACGGCAAGCGGCGGCGGGCGUUCCUGCGCGACCUCCCCGAGCGCCUCACGGCCGUCAAGGACGCGAGCCGCCCGCUCCUUCCGUUACUGGAGCAGCGGGGCCGGAAGCGGCGGCCGGGCGACGAUUUGUUGGGCCGGCUCCCGCGGCCGCUCGCGCUCAUCCACGGCCAGCUCGCGGGCCUCAUCGCCGCGGGCGCGCUCGACGCCGGGAGCGCGCUGGAGGUCGAGGGCGCGGGCGACGACGACGACGCCGCGGGGCCCGCGGACGACUACGGCGGCGUCCGCGUCGCCGCGUCGCCCGGGGCCGUCGUCGUGAACGUCGACGGCGUCCGCGUCGCCUUCCGCACGGUGCCCGCGCUCGCGGACCUCGUGGUCGUGACCCCGGCCGACGAGUCGCUCGUCGACCUCUUCCCGGGCGACGCCGGCGACGACGUCGGCGCCGAGGCCUGCGCGCAGGCCGCGCUCGCGCUCGGCGUCAAGCCCGGCGCGCCGUUCCCCUACGCGGCCCUCGGCCGGCCCUUCGCCUGGGCGCAGUGGCUCGGGGGUCUAGCGCCCGGCCCCCUGGCCCCCGGCAAGCUCGCGCCGUCGUCGCGCCUCGUCGUCGCGCGCCUCCGCGCGCGCGUUGCGGCCGCGAAGGCGCUCGACGCGCAGCUCGCGGCGCUGGCCAAGCGGCCCUGCCCGACGGCGCUGCCCUGCUACGACGACGCGUGGCGCGCGAAAAUCGCGCCGUCCAAGGCCGCCGUCCCGCCCGCGGAGCUCCGGUCCUGGGCGCCCUACGCCCCCGACCGCGACCCCUUCGCGUCGUCCGCGGCGGCCGCGCUCGAGGACGCGCCGCCGCACCGGUCCUACUACAAGGCGACCUUCGUCCACGCGCCGUCGAAGGCCGCCUUCGCCGCGACCGUCGAGCUCUCGCCCGAAUACCCCUUCCGCGCGCCGCGGUGGCUCCUCCAGCGCCGCGACGGCGGCGACGCCGCGCCCCACGACCCGCGGCUCAAGGACGCCGAGCGCGAGCUCAACGCGCGCUACGACGAGCUCGUCGACUUCGAAGACGCGAGCCGCGGCCACCUCCUCGCCCACCAGCUCUGCCGCCUCGCGAACAUGCUCGCGGUCCUCGGCGGCGGCGACGGCGACGGCCCCACGUUCGGCCGCACGCACCGCGGCCGCGACCGCAAGAAGCCCCUCGCCUACGACCCCCGCGCGCGCGCCAACGCGCACCGCAUCAAGCGCGCGCGCCGGAGCGAGGCCGAGGCCAAGGCGCUGCCCCACUGCAACGCCACGGACCUCGCCCUGGGCCUGCCCGGCGGCGUGUGGCGGGCCGCGCCGGACCGGCGCGCCUCGGGCUUCGGCGCCGACGCGGCGCCCGGCGCGGCGCCGGACCAGUACGCGAAAUCAGUGCACGACUUCGCGCCGGCGACCUGCCGGCUGCGGCGCUUCGACGCGCGCGACUUCGCGGGCCGCUGCGCCGCCGGCCGCCGCGUCGCGUUCCUCGGCGACAGCCUCGGCGAGCAGGUCUGGAAGGCCCUGCUCGGCCUCCUCGCGCACGGCGGCGCCCGCGCGGAGCGCGCCGCGUGCGGGCCGGGCUGCGCGGCCGACCGCUUCGCCGUCGCGGGCGCGCGCCUCGACGUGCUCGAGCGGUUCAAGGUCUCGCGCUUCGACGGCGCGGCGCUCGACGCCGUCGACGCCGCCGCGCGCUUCCGCGCGGGCGACGUCGUCCUGCUGAGCUUCGGCGCGCACUACCGCAACGCGUCGCACCUCGCGGCGGACGCCGCCGCGCUCGUGGCCUGGAUCGCCGCGGGGCCGUCGCGGCGGCGCGCGACGUGGGUCUGGCGCGAGACGUCGCCGAGCCACUUCCCCGUGCCCAGCGGCGCCUACGAGGACAUGGUCGCGUGCCCGGCGUGCCUCCGGUGGCCCCUGCGGUGCCGGCGGGCCCGGGACCUCGGCGCGCAGCGGUGGCGCGUGGCCGCGGCGGCGCCGGCGCUCGACGCCGCGGCCUUCGACCUGCGGACGCUGCCCCUCUGGGAGCUCCUCAAGGCCGCCUGGCGGGCCCACCCCGGCGCCGGCGCGCCGCUCCGCCUCGAGGAGGACUGCGGCGGCGACGCGGGCCGGCUCCGCGAAGCUGCCGAGGCGUGCAGCCCCGACGGCGCCUCGGCGUGCAGCCCCGACGCGGCCUCCGACGCGUCGCUCGUCGAGGCCGCGCUGGGCAGCCCCGCCGUCUUCGGGCUCUUCCGCGCCUUCUGCUGCGGGCCGGCGGCGCGGCCGCCGCGGGCCUGGGCCUUCGUCAACGCCUGGGCGCUGCUCGAGGAGUUGCGGUCGCUCCCGGAGCGCGGCGCGGGCGGCGGCCGCGAGGCCCGGGCCCGCGCGCAGCGCCGGUCGCUCCUCGAGCGCGACCUCGGCCGGUCGGCGCGGCUCCUCCGCGAGCUCUGGCCCGCGACGGCCGCGGCGGCGCGGCGGCCGGACGCGCGCGCGGGCCUCGACGACGGCGCGGACCGCGCCGCGCUGCGCGCCGCCGUCGCGGCCGCGCUCGUCGACCUCCUCGGCCAGUGGGCGGCGGCGCCGCCGCCGCCGCGCGCGGGCCGCGAGCGCGCGCCGUUCUUCGGCUUCGGUAGUCGCGCCAUGCGGUGCGCGCGCGUCGCGCUCCACCUCGCCUACGUGCGCACGGAGCCCCUCGAGGUGUCGACGCGGGACCUCGCGAUCAACGGCUGCGCGCUCGCGGCCGUCGCCUGGGCCGCGCGGCGCGUCGCCGGCGCGGCGACCGUCGCGCUCGCGGCGUUCGCGCUCCAGGCCGCCGUCGUCGCCGCGCGGCCCAACUACCUCGGCGUGUCCCUCGUCUGGUCCGGGGCAGGAAAAGAGAGCGACAUGCCCAACUUCAAAGGCUCCGAUCUCGGCCGUUUUCCACUCGUCUGGUCCGCGCUCGCGGGCCUCGGCGCCGCGGCGCGCGCGUGGCCCGCCGUCGCCGCGGCCGCGGCCGCGAACGGCUGCUACGCGCUCGAGGCGCCCCUCGGCGGCUCGCGGCGCGAGACGCUCGCCGCGCACCUCGUCGCGUCCGCCGCCGCCGCCGCCGCGGGCGGCCGCGCGGCCGCGGCCGACGACCGGAGCCGCGCGGUCCUCGCCGCCGGCGGCGCGGCCUACGGCGCGCUCGCCGCCGCCGCCGCGGUCCUCUACGGCCGCUCCCGCCUCGCGUCGCGGCGCCGCGCGCGCGUCGCGCCGCUGCGGCGGCCCGGCGCGGCCUACGACUACGUCGUCGUCGGCGGCGGCGCCGCGGGCUGCGUCGCCGCGGAGCGGCUCUCGCGCGACGGCGAGUCGACCGUGCUCCUCGUCGAGGCCGGCGCGGCGCCCGACGAGCUCUUCUUCGACGUCCCCGCUCUGGCGAGACUCUCCGCGGCGUCCGUCGUCCUUCUCGCGCGCGCUCCGACGCCGCCACCGCCGCAGGCCAUGCACGUCUACGGCACGCCGCACCACUGGGACCUGCGCACGGCGCCGGAGCCCGAGCUCGCGACGCGCGACGGCGCGCGCGGCCGCGAGCUCCUCCAGUGCCGCGGCAAGUGCCUCGGCGGGUGCAGCGCCGUCGGCUACACGCUCUACGCGCGGGGCCACCCGGCGGACUUCGACGGCUGGGGCGUACCGGGCUGGCGCUACGCGGACCUCGAGCCCGACUUCGCCGCCGUCGAGGCCCGGCUCCCGCUCCGGGCGCCGCGCCACCGGACCCGCGGCGGCGACGCCUUCGCGUCCGCCUGCGAAGCCGCGCUCGGCGCGCCGCGGGCCGACGGCGCGCGCGCGACGCCCGGAAACGGCUGCGGCCGGCCGCUCGUCACCGUCGACGGCCUCGGCCGCCGCGCGUCGCACGCGGACGCGGGCUGCCGGGCGACGCGGGUCAUCCUCGACGACGCGAACGCGGCCGUCGCCGUCGAGGUCGCGUUCGACGGCCGCGCGGCGCGCGUCGCGGCGCGGCGCGAGGUCCUGCUCGCCGCGGGCGCGGUCCACUCGCCGCAGCUCCUCCUGCUCUCCGGCGUCGGCGACGCCGCGGCGCUCGCGAAGGUCGGCGUCGCGCCGCGGGUCCACCUCCCGAACGUCGGGCGGAACCUGCGGGACUUCGCGGGCACGGGGCUCGUCGUCCGCGCGCGAGACGACGGCUGGGACCGGCGGAGCCAGUCGCUCGCGGGCCUCGCGGCCUACGGCGCCGCGGGCGCGGGCCCGCUGAGCGCGACGUCGCAGGAGGUCCAGUGCUUCCACGGCGGCGGCGGCGGCGCGGCGCCCAAGUACGAGUUCUUCUACCAGGCCAUGGCCUUCCCCUUCGCGCACCGGACGUCCUACGACGACCACGUCGCGGCCGUCCGCGCGGGCGCGCUGCCGCGGGCCUUCACGGUCCACUGCUGCCUGCUGAAGCCCCGGAGCGCCGGGGCCGUCACGCUCGCGUCGAACGACGCCUUCGCGCCGCCGACGAUCGCCCAUGGCUACCUCGCGGACCCGCGGGACCUCGCGGACCUCGUCGCCGCGCUGCGGCUCGCGCGCGCCGUCGUCGCGGCGACCGGCCUCUCGGGCGAGGAGGCCGAGCCGGGCGCGGCCGCGGCGAGCGACGGCGACCUCGAGGCCUACGUGCGCCGGUCGUUCUGCCACUUCGCGGGCUCCCUCGUGGGCACCUGCCGCAUGGGCGACGACGCGGGCGCGGUCGUCGACGCGCGGCUCCGGGUCCGCGGCGCGGCGCGGCUCCGCGUCGUCGACGCGAGCGUCCUCCCGACGACGGUCAGCGGCCAGCCCCUCGGCGCCGUCUCCGCGGUCGCGCACCGCGCCGCGGGCCUCGUCCUCGAGGACCGCCGGGGGUGAGAGGUCCCGCCGGCGGGAUACGGUAAAAAGACGGCAACCUG
This is a messenger RNA of Aureococcus anophagefferens, 5422 nucleotides long. RefSeq lists its product as hypothetical. NCBI's taxonomy places the organism in Eukaryota, Pelagophyceae, Pelagomonadales, Pelagomonadaceae. Gene Ontology annotation, molecular function: flavin adenine dinucleotide binding; oxidoreductase activity, acting on CH-OH group of donors. Bases 30 to 5381 code for a protein of 1783 amino acids. The record is from RefSeq and is a predicted model, not a curated record. The transcript has 7 exons.